GCAACGAGCGCAACGCUGCCUCGGUCACUCGUCGUCCGGCGCGCGUCCGAAAUACUUAUACGCCAGGAGUCUCCUCUCUCUCUCUCUCUCUCUCUCCUUUACGUUACCCGUGUCUCAUCCAUACACGCGUGCACUCAUCACCCAUCACGAUGUCUGGACUUGCGGAUCCCGUAGCGUUCGCCAAGGAUUUUCUGGCCGGUGGUGUGGCCGCGGCGAUUUCCAAGACCGCCGUCGCGCCCAUCGAGCGCGUGAAAUUGUUGCUGCAGGUACAGCACAUCUCCAAACAAAUCGCCGAGGAUAAGCGUUACAAGGGUAUGAUCGAUUGUUUCGUUCGUAUCCCACGUGAACAAGGAUUCCUCAGUUACUGGCGUGGUAACUUCGCCAACGUUAUCAGAUACUUUCCAACACAAGCCUUGAAUUUUGCCUUCAAGGACAAGUACAAACAGAUUUUCCUUGGUGGCGUUGACAAGAACACUCAAUUUAUGCGUUAUUUCCUUGGAAAUCUCGCGUCUGGUGGUGCUGCUGGAGCCACAUCUUUGUGCUUCGUUUACCCACUCGACUUUGCCAGAACUAGGUUGGCUGCCGAUGUAGGCAAGGGUACUGGUGAACGUGAGUUCACAGGCUUAGGUAAUUGUUUGGUGAAGAUCUUUAAAUCUGACGGUCUUAUUGGUCUUUAUCGCGGGUUCGGCGUAUCGGUGCAGGGUAUUAUCAUCUAUCGUGCAUCUUACUUCGGUUUCUAUGACACUGCCCGUGGUAUGCUGCCAGACCCCAAAAAGACUCCAUUCCUCAUUUCAUGGGGUAUUGCCCAGGUCGUUACCACUGUUGCGGGUAUCAUCUCCUAUCCCUUCGACACAGUACGUAGGCGUAUGAUGAUGCAGUCCGGCCGUGCCAAGACUGACAUCCUGUACAAAAACACCCUUCAUUGCUGGGCCACCAUUUACAAGACGGAAGGUGGCAGUGCCUUCUUCAAGGGCGCAUUCUCCAAUGUUCUGCGUGGUACUGGCGGUGCGCUUGUACUCGUGUUGUACGAUGAAAUCAAGAAUCUUCUUUAAAGCGCUAAAACGAUCCUCGUCUCAUUACUUUCACGAUCACUGACAUCAUCAUUAAUUAUCCACACCAUCCGAUUUGACAGCGAUUUCCAUAGAUUGACGGACGAAAGAAACUUGCUGUCGGCGAUAUUAAUAAGUAAUUCAGGCUGAGGACGUUCGACGUAGCAGCUCGUAAAAGUGCAUGAAACUCGGCAACACUGUAAACGUAAAAAAAAGAUAGAAGAGAAUCUGCUUAACUUAUUGCCGGAUUCAGUAUUCUCCCGCAACGGCUGACAUUACGUAUUUUCCUAUUCCAUUGUAAAAUCGAAGAGGCAAGCACAAUCGCGACGGUAUCGCGAACACCUGUUACCUGGAUAACGUUCCACACAUUACACGCUGAGUAAGUAAGCCGGUCGGAAUAUUAACGUACUGAAAGUAAUAAAUUGCCUAGAGAACCGAGUCAGCGCACGCGAAGUCAGCGAGAGAGGAGGACGCGCGACGAAAUGUCAUCAUGGCGAUGGCGGGGCGCGUAGCCUGGGCCGCCCCCCGCCCUUAUUCUCGGCCCGUUGUAGAUAAUUCAUAAUUCGUAAUUAUAAUAAACUAUCAUUUUAAUUGUAUCAGCCAGUCCGUUGAUUUUGAUGGACGAUAAUUUAAUUUCGCACUCCAGACGACCAUGUAAGAUUGAAAAGCGUUACUCAGAAUGUAUGCAUCUAAUCUGUUCAUGUUAGGAUGCAUGCAGGGAAAGCAGCAAAUCAAUAAAAACGAUAUAAAAUUUCAUA
Molecule: messenger RNA, 1807 nt
Organism: Pogonomyrmex barbatus (red harvester ant)
Lineage: Eukaryota; Metazoa; Arthropoda; Insecta; Hymenoptera; Formicidae
Gene: Ant
Product: ADP/ATP translocase
Biological process (GO): negative regulation of mitochondrial outer membrane permeabilization involved in apoptotic signaling pathway; mitochondrial ADP transmembrane transport; mitochondrial ATP transmembrane transport
Cellular component (GO): mitochondrial inner membrane
Molecular function (GO): ATP:ADP antiporter activity
Source: RefSeq, a predicted model, not a curated record